Chlamydomonas reinhardtii is the source of this 5172-nucleotide messenger RNA. RefSeq lists its product as uncharacterized. Gene Ontology annotation, molecular function: kinase activity. The record is from RefSeq and is a predicted model, not a curated record. Bases 590 to 3568 code for a protein of 992 amino acids. The transcript is spliced from 3 exons. NCBI's taxonomy places the organism in Eukaryota, Viridiplantae, Chlorophyta, Chlorophyceae, Chlamydomonadales, Chlamydomonadaceae.
UGCACUGUUGACGUGAGCUCAAGCUUUCCGCUUAGAAGAGUAGUUGCUAGCAGUGCUAGUGAAGCUGCGUAUACUGUAACUUUCCUGAAGUCGUCAAUUUUUUCUACGCUGCAUACGCACCCUCAUGAUAAUCCUGGUUGUCAUAGAACAUGCCACCUAGACGGGCUCGAGUCCCUGCAACUCUCGAGAGCCGCAUCAAGCAAGGUCUGCAAUACUUUGCUGGCCUGCGCGAGGACGAGGCAGCAGAUGUUGCCCGUGCAAAGGACCUGGGCGAUGCACUCCUUGAAGCUGACAUGAACAUUAUCAGCAAUACCGGGAUUUUGAGCGGCAUCGUGGCUGCGCAUGCCUGGGCCGCGCGUGCGCUUGCCGUUGACGUUCUGAACGACUCGGCUUACGUCGCUUUUGUAGCGACCGCAACUAAUCUAGGAGAACUGCUCAGCAGCCAGCCGGGCGACCAAGCUUACGGCAGGCAGGACCGGUUGGUCCGAGCCCUGCUGAGGGCGGACACGCUCGCCGUGCACGCGAGGCUGUGUACGGACGCUCGCGCCCACCCGCGGGGCCGCCGCCCGCCGCAGCCUCCGGCCACCGGAUGCAAUCAAGCGGGAUCUGCCGGGAUGCUGGCCUCAAGCACGAGCUGGUGACGGCGCUGGCGCACACGCAGCUGCUCGAGCACGCCGCGCGGGCGCUGCUAAGCGCCGCCCAGGCCAUUCAGCCCGCAUCCAGCGAAGGAACUUCAGGGGCGGCUGCAGCUUCGGGAACGGGGCUUCCACCUGAGAGCUGGAUAACCGUGUCGGGCGUAGCAACCACAUUUGCCCACGCGCUUUCGUGCCUGGUGGGCACAGACCUGCGCACUACCGCGCUGUGCCCACGACCCCGCGAACGGGACGCAUCUGUGGAGGUGUCGCAGAAUUCGAGGCAGCUACAACUGCUGGAGCAGCUGCGGCCGCUGCUGGCCAGCCGCUGCGUGCAGCUCUGCACGGGAUGGGCGGGCCUGUGUGCGGCCAUUACCGUACGGCAGCGGGCAGCGGACGACAGCGCUCAGCAGGGCUUGGUACCAACUGCGUCGCAGCUGUGGCACGGGCUGCCGUCGGAGCUGAUACGGCCGCUGCAGCUGCCGCCGCAGGCCACUGUGUCAAGCCAGGAUAUGGUGCGCACAGCGACCCUGGCACUGCCUAUGGUCCUGCAGGUGACGGUCAGCGGCCCCUGCGACCUGGCCAUCGCCCAGCCGCCCGUGGGCUACGACCGCCUGCCGCACAGGCAGCCACAGCCGCAGCGACCAUCGGCGGGGCCAUCAGCAGCGGGGUCAGCAGCAGCGGAGGGGCCGGCUGCAGCACCAGCACCAGCUUCGUACAGCGCCGUAAACGCGUACGGGCUGCUUAAGGCAUUAUGGCACUGCCUGGCCUGUGACCGCGCCACUUACACGUGCAACCUGUGCGCAGUCGCCACGGUAAUGACCCGGCUGCUGACGGAGCUGCGGCCGCGGCAGGCGGCGGUGCUGCUGCCGAGUUGGUGGCAGCUGCUGGCGCAGGAGCCGUCCAUGCUCAUUGAGGGGUACGGGCUUGCGCAGGACGCAGGGGAGCUGCUGCGGCUGCAGUUGAAUGCGCCGCCGCCGGUCGCGUGGGCUGUUGGGGUGACGGAUGCAGCUUCCGUGGCUGCGGCGAGUGUGGACUGGCCGCCGGAAGCGGCGGAGGUGCAGGACGCGGAGGCGGCGACAGCAGCGAAGGCAGCAGCCAGCCUGGCGCGUGAGAGGGACCCCAGCUACAGCCUCCGCUGCGCGCUGGACGCGGGGCUGCUGUCAGUUAUGGAACGGUGCCUUCGCGCGCCACAGGCCUGGCGGCAGUCCAACAGCGUGAGCAAGCUGCUGUACGUCGUAAACUGCGUGCUGCGCUACUCGGGCGUGUGGCCCGCGGUGCUGGCUCGCGGUCCCGUGCAGCAGGCGGUGUCGCUGAUUGCCACGCUGGGCGCAGCAGCUCGGCUGCUGCAGGAGAAGGACACGUCACUGGACGUGAUAAGCCGUGCCUCCCAGCCUGGCAUGCAAACAACGGCAAGGUGCGGCGCCGGCGGCUACCUGUGUGCCUACCUGUCCGCAAUGCUGGAGCAGGUCGUGGACGUGCGGGCGCUGGGCGAGGGCGCACAGCAGCAGCAGCAGCGGGAGGAGCAGCAGGCAGCAGCUAUCGAUGCUACGGCCACAGCCGCAAUUUCCACCCCACUGCACCUCAACUCGGUGCUGGAGCAGGUAGUGGAUUCGAAGGACGGCAGUGUCGAGCCCUCCACGUGCUCCAUCGCCUGGAUGGCGGCGGCGGGCGGCCUGCCAGCUGCCGGCUCCACAGCGUACCGGCAGCAGCAGCUGCUCACGAGCUUCGCGGUGUACCAGUGGCUGCCCAUGCUGGCAAAGGCAACGGAGGAUGCCUUGUGGAGUAGUGAGGCGGGCGCCGAGGGCUGGCUGUCGCAGGCGCUCCUGGUGGGGCACCUGGUGAUGGAUGUGCUCUGGCGCGAGGAGCGCCCGCCAGCUGAAGCCGACGAGGGCGCUGGCUCACACAACCGACGACAGGACGCGGCGUGGUGGGAGGGCGUGACGCAGACUGGCCAGCUUGCGAAGAGCAUGCACAAUAUUAUGGACGUGCUGGCAACAGACGCCGUAAGGCCGCUGCUGCUUGAGCACUGUGAACAGUGGCAGCAGGCAGCCGUGUUGGACCUGUUGCAAUCCUAUUGGACACGCUUUGCGGGGGCGGCGCGUGUCACGAUACGUGCGUGGGCGAUACGGGCGGCCGAACAACAGCAUCAGCGGACGGAUGGAAAGCAGCAGGCUGGGCAGGCGGCGGAGGGCGGGAAGGGCAGCAGCACGAGCAGCCUUGGCGACAGCACAGCACAGCAGCGGCAGGCGCCACCGCCCGAGCUAGUGCUGCAGUGCUUGACGCCGCUGCCGAUGCAGCAGCUGGCAGCGGUGCACGGGCGGCAGGACAUGGUGGAUUACCUGGACGCAGUAGCUAAGGGUUUGAGAGGGGAAAUGAUGAUUGAGUGCGGCAGUGCCGGCGCCGGCGGAAGCGGCAUGGGGGUGCAAGGGCCUGCCAGCAUGGAGGGCGGCGCGUCGCACGCUAGCGCCACGGCGGAUAGGUUGAGGGCGAAGUGGGUUGGCGCCGUGCGGCCGCGGUACCCGUGGCUGUUGUCUCAAGGCCAGGCACAGGCGGGGCUGCAUGACCUGAUGGUCGCAGAGGCGGCGGCUGCAGCGGCAGCUACUGCUACGGGCGAGCCCUCAGUAGCCUGCGGCGGCGGUGGCAGCAGCGGGAGCAGUAGCAGGAGCAGUAGUGGGCAGGGCAGCAGCAGCGAUGGGCCGGUAUUUGAGCACAAGCUGUGCUACAACCCGCGCUGCUGCUCGCUGGACGGCCCCAGCGUGUUGGUUGCGCCCCGCGGCGGCAAGACGUGUGUGCGGUGCCGUGCUGCCACGUAUUGCUGCGGCGCUUGCCAGCUUGUGGACUGGCGUGAGCGGCACUCUGGCACCUGCAGUGGAGCCGCCGCGGCGGCGGCAGGGUCAGCAGGGACAGCGAAGGCAGCGCUGAAGAAGGCAUGAACUGACGAAGUGCAACAGCAGUAUGGACCCGAAGACUGCGCUUCAAAUGCGGCGUUUUGCGGUUUGUAUGAGAGUGAGAGUGCGAUGCAUGGCGUGGACUCUUGGGUCGUUUGCCACGCCGAGCGUGCAGCAAGAAGCGCUCAAAAAGCCCAAUUGGCUCUGCUUUGCAUUAGCGCAUUACGGUUGAUGACCGCUGACGCGGGUGGUCCGCGCCUUCAUCGGCCGGGAUUACAGAGCGGACUCCACACCGAAUGUAUGAGUGCCAGACCUGCGAUGCUAAUCUUACUUCGCCAAGGCUAGCCUCCUCGCUCCUUUGAGGCUUGAUACCGUAUCAAGGUUUUGGGCAGGAGUAGGGGCAUCAUGAGCGGCGGCGGGGUAACAGGGUGGGGUACAGGCUGCAGUGUUGUUCGGGUUUGGGCGCGUUCUAGGCAUGUGGCACCCGUAUGUGGCAGAGCAAUUUGACUGUCCCCAACAUGUUUAUGUGCCCGCCGAGAAUGCUAAGCUGACGGUCUGAACUUCGCGGUUUUUGUAGUUGCACGACUGUAUGUCAUUAGAGUUUCGGCCAUUGUCGCAGGUGCAGGCGCAGUGCAGUAGAAUGCAGGGGCGUGGGCGAGGAGGAGAGGGCUGACGGACAGCUGGAGGCCGUGAUGCGGCGGUAGAUACGGUAGGUACAGGACUGGGAGGCGCACCAGGGACUUACCAGUGCACGGCUGAACGCGAUGGCUACAUGUGCGGACUGUGGAUGGGCUUGGAACAUCAGCUUAUGGAUGAGGGACGGUGCACUGCUGCCGCCGCAUUCGGCCUAUCACGGCAUGCGCUCAUAUGUCAUCAUCUCGCUCUACACCGCCAGUCGUUGGUGCCAGGGCAAGAGGCGGGGCCCCGGUAGAUGGGUGUGCAGGAGGGCGGGGUGGUUUGGCGGUAGGGAUGGGAGUGCGGAAGUGGACGACAAGGUCAAGCUUGCAGGAGGUGUUGUUUGUGGCAAAACAGCAGGAUGGUGGUAUGUGAGAUCGUUGUAAUAUGGGACAAGCAGCAUGAGGAUGCGAUGACGAGGAUCAAGUUCAUGAGCAUGCCAUCAGGUGAAAUUGAACAAGAAAGGUCGCAAGGAAGGGCGUGCUGCGGCUGCAAGUUGGUAGGGGUUAGGGAGGAGGGUGGCGUUCCUGGCCACUGGCGAUCCACUGGGUCACCUGCGCAAGGUAGGUGGUGGCGAGCUCCUUGUUGGGGGGGGGGCGGUGUGGCACAGCCGCACAGCCGGUUUGGUGGUUGGAUGACGUUGGCAGUGCCGGGCCAGUUCCUGAUACCUUCCGUACUCGUGAUGAGCCAUGUGUGCCAUCCCUACUCGUGAUGAUCUGUCACGACCAUCUGCCGGUUUGUGCCUAGCUCGUCACCUUAUCGGUGCCGGCCAUAUCGCGCUGCCAACAAUUUCGCCCUCAAUCCAUCCAUCGCACGGCACGGCACCAGCGAGGCUCUGAUGGCUCUCCGUCGGCCUAGGUGCCACACAAGGGCGGGCGAUGCUCACAAAGCCAAGCACGUGCAUGUGCUCGGCGUACGGCAAUGCACGCCAGUUCAUUCGUUACGUAACGCGUCACGUGUAAUCAACUAGCAUC